This is a messenger RNA of Branchiostoma belcheri (Belcher's lancelet), 2014 nucleotides long. Its product is annotated as evolutionarily conserved signaling intermediate in Toll pathway, mitochondrial-like. The transcript is spliced from 6 exons. Gene Ontology annotation, cellular component: mitochondrion. The record is from RefSeq and is a predicted model, not a curated record. Lineage: Eukaryota; Metazoa; Chordata; Leptocardii; Amphioxiformes; Branchiostomatidae. The coding region runs from base 151 to 1371 and encodes 406 amino acids.
GGUGUUCUACGCAUGGGACAAAAUGGCGGCGCCCAUGAAAAAAUGACCGGCUUCUGCGUUACAUCACGGUUUGAGACGUUAUACGUGAUGAUCUGAACGUCGGUGAACGUCAGAAGGUAUCCUAUUAUAUGAGAAUAUCGAUGUGUGAAUAUGGCCAAUUUAACCAGGAUAUUUAGCAGACAAAUGCAACUCUGUGCAAGAACUUUUCCCGGAGGUUUGUUCAAACAAUGCAGAAACAGUGUAUACACUACCUGCAGUGGGGCUCUGCAAAAAGCACCUGCCUGCCCAUCUGGCAGCUACAGACAAAAAACGGCACAGCUGCACAGCUCAUCACAGCACCUGGCGGCAAAGGACACCCAGGAGAGGAACGACUCGCGAGCACUUGUGCUUCACCAGCAGAUCUUUGAAGACAUUGACCCUGAGGUCAGGACUAAAGCAAACUUCCUGAAGGUUCUGGACAACUUCACCAAGAAGGACAUCCGCCGACGAGGCCAUGUGGAGUUUAUCUAUGCCGCCCUGGCGAAGAUGAAGGACUUUGGGGUGCAGAAAGACUUGGAGGUGUACAAUAAGAUAUUCGAUGUGUUCCCUAAGGAAGUGUUUGUGCCCACAAAUUUCAUCCAGUCGCUGUACAACCACUACCCCAGGCAGCAGGAGACUGGCAUAGCCAUACUGGAGCAGAUGGAGUAUCAUGGUGUCAUGCCGAGUGCAGAAACAGCAGACCUGAUCAUCAAGGUGUUUGGCUUCCGUAGUCACCCCAUGAAGAAGUUCCGGCGUAUCCUGUACUGGUUCCCCAAGUUUAGACACAUCAACCCCUACCCCUUACCCGACCCUCUCCCCACAGACCCUGUGGACCUGGCCAGACUGGCACUCAGGAGGAUGGCUGAUGACAGGAAGGCUGAGUUUAAGAUUUAUCAGAGAGAAGAUGAUGAAACUGAGUCCCAGGUUAAGACCUAUGUGACGAGUAUUCAGACAGUUGAGCAGCAGAAGAUGCUUGCUGAACAUCCUCAGGACGUCCCAGUCUAUGUGGAGGGGAGCUUCCGACUGUGGCUUAAAGACAAGCAGGUCUACUACCACAUACUCAGGUCAGACUUACUGGAAGGAACAAAAGAGCAGGGGAUGAAGGAGAAGGAGUGGGUGGAAGACGACUUCACCAAAAACAAUGAGGAACGAAGAAGAUGGCUGGACCCAGUUGCUUUUGUGGAAAAUGUUCCUGAGGGUCCGGUGUUUGCUAUCUGCAUCACCGGCAGUAGCUGCCAGGAGUCUCUCAACACUUGGAUCAAAGGACUUCAGGAGGACAACCCUGCUCUGAAGAAAAUCCCUGUUAUCUUCAAACUUAGCUCAGCUUCUACACAACUGGCAGCAGCUCAAUAACAACAAGACCAACAUAUAGAAAUGAACUACUUUCAUGAAACUGAUGAAAAUUGCAGUUUUUUGUAAGAAAAAGUAAGGAAAGGGAAGGGAAACCAACCUUAACCUUCUCCCUACUGCCUAAAUUGCUAACCUAUACAGUAGAUGAAGGCAUACAUGUAUAGGAUGCCCCAAAUUGUUUUGUGUGGAAGGUAGUUUGCCUGUCCUCAUCAAAAAUAAUAGCUUUAAGUGGGUAGUUUGAUUUUUAUCUGUCUUGUCAGAAAAACACAUUUUAUUUCCUGCAUGUCUUAACAUAAACGGAGUGUGUUUACCACAAAUAGAUAUCAAGCUAAAGCAAUUGUAGAACUGUACUGCUUUUAAGAUUCCCUAAAUCCAUCCAUAUACAAAUUUUCUUAUCAUUGUUUGUCUUUUCCCCGCCACAGAGAGAAAAGUAUGAGUUCCAUCGAGUUAGGCAGAAAACAAAGAGAAUUGUUACCAUUGUGAUGAAUUCUUAACUGCACAUGUGAUGAAAAUGGCAACAAUUUGUGAUUUUUGUUAGUCCACAAGAAGAUAUAUAUGUAUAUCUCAAUAAAUUCACAUAAUUUAGAAAGAUUUCGUCAAUUCAGUUUGUUUAAUCCAUCUGUAUGUUUGUGACCUCUACCUAUGA